AUGAAUGAAGACAACGCCCGUUUCUGCCUGCUGGCUGGGCUCAUUCUGCUCUACUUGCUGUGUGGGGCGGCCAUCUUCUCAGCCCUGGAGUAUCCCUUCGAGCUGCGCGCCCGCCUCCUCUGGAAACAGCAGCUGGACAACUUCACCCAGCGAUACAGGGUCAACCGGGGCGCCCUCCACACUCUGCUGCGGCAGUACGAGGAGGCAAACGGAGCUGGGAUCAGAGUGGACGCUCUGAGACCCCGCUGGGACUUUUCUGGAGCUUUCUACUUUGUAGGCACUGUGGUUUCUACUAUCGGCUUUGGCAUGACCACACCAGUGACCAUAGCUGGAAAAAUAUUCUUGAUCUUCUAUGGUCUCAUUGGCUGUGCUGCCACCAUCCUCUUCUUUAACCUCUUCCUGGAGAGGAUCAUCACGAUGUUAGCUUACAUCAUGCGCUGGUGUCACGAGCGUCGGUUGAGGUGCGGCGGGGUUGGGGUGAUGUCGAGCAGAGAGGAGACGUCUGGCGAGGAGGACAGCCUGGAGGGCUGGAAACCAUCAGUCUAUUAUGUUAUGCUGAUCCUAGGUAUAGCAUCGAUUGUGAUCGCAUGCAGUGCCUCCACCCUGUACAGCUCCAUGGAGAACUGGAGCUACGUGGACUCCCUCUACUUCUGCUUCGUGGCCUUCAGCACCAUUGGCUUCGGGGACCUGGUGAGCAGUCAGAGACAGCAGUAUGAGUCUCAGGAAGCCUAUCGGCUCGGGAACUGCCUUUUCAUCUUAAUGGGAGUAUGUUGUAUCUACUCACUUUUCAAUGUCAUUUCUAUUGUCAUCAAGCAAACUCUCAACUGGAUUCUGGGUAAGCUGGUCUGCUCGGGGCAGCAUCAUCUCUGCUCUUGCUCAACACGAAGACACCGCUACAGAGACGGCUCGGUGGAGACAGUGUGUGACAGCGAGACGGAUGCAGGCGCAGUGCCCGAUGGGGUAUGCGUGGGGCGUCGUCUGUCAGGAGAGAUGAUCUCCGUCAAUGAGUUCAUGGUGUCCAACAAGGUGUCUCUGGCACUGCUGCAGAAGCAGCUGAGCGAAAUGGCUCAUCAGGGCCCACGGCAGAGCUACGGCCAUCAGAAUGGAUUCUCUGGUGGUGUGGGGGCCUUGGCCAUUAUGAAUAAUCGCCUGCAAGAAACCAGUGUGGAUAGGUAGCACCACAUUGUAUAACACAUUACGAUGUUAUUCUUGUGUGCAUUGCUUUGCGAUUCCUAUAAUGGUGCAAUCGAUUGCAAGAAAGUCAAUAAUUUGUCCUGUCCAAAUUCUGAAAAUAGAAUCAUUUUCCUCUAAUUACCAUCUGUUCAGAGUCUCUCUGAGCACUUUCAGUGGACGUCUAUGCAGAUAAUAGCAGACCUCCGGCAUGGAUUCUGAACAGCAAAUAACUGCUCACAUUUUGUUCUAUGAGGAUGAAAUACAAUUUAAAGAAUUCAACAUCACUGUGAAGAAGGGUCUGAUGUCCUGAAGUGAUUGGCUCAUACAGAAGCAAUCAGAUGAAAGAAGCAGUGAAGGACCACUUAAAGGGGACUGCUGAUUUAAGAGUGCUGCACAUGUCCCCUGCCCUCCUCAACAAAUAUGGUUGUAUGUGAGGUAGCAGUCAGUAUUAGAAAACAUACAGACACAAACACAAUGCCCACAGUCUCCUUUUAGAUCACAAAUAGGUGCAUAUGUAAAACAUUUGAAUUGUGAUUAGUGUUUGAACAGAGCUUCUUAAACCCACUAGAGGAGCACUGGGAAAGAGACAUUUUAAUUUGUUGAUUGCUCACAAAUUGCGCAUCUUCUUUCAUCAGCGCAUGUCAUUGAAAUUCCAAGUAAUCACGAAAGAGCACUGAGAUCCAAAGCUUUCCAUGGAGCACAUCUAAUCAAAUGUAGCCUGUAGAGGACAUCCUUAUGUCAAUAAGUGCAGCACAGAUAGUCGCGGAUCACAUUAGCAGAGCGGAGAGCAAGAUUCAAACUCUCCUUGGCUUGCUGGAGGAGAUCCUUUACUAUGCAAGACAACCCGUUUAAACCAUUCUGUGUUGUCCUGUAUCAUCCAUUUGGCAGAUUUUCAUCAGCGCUUUGAAUGAUGAGUGUGUGGGGAAAAACUUACAUCUUCAAUCAAAACUUCAAUCUUACAGGAAAGAAAAUCAUCCAUUUUCCUCUAGUGGUCAUGCUUGAUGAAUUGUCAUUACUGUUUCUAAUUUCAAAGCAAAAAGAAAACUAGUUCUUCAGUGGCUUAUUGUGGGUAAAAAUACAGCAAGUUGUCAGUCAAAUAUUCUUUAUUUAGGUUUAAAACAAUCAUGACUCUUAACAUGUAAUGUCUAUACACAGAAUUACUCACUGAAAUAAUAUCAUAAUGCAGCACGAUGCAGAUAAACCAACCCAUCUUGAAACUAACCCAUUCUGAUGCUGUUUCUUUUAUCAGCUUUAUAAAAGAUGAAUAAGGCAGCACAGUACGUAUGAUCCAACUUAUGGAAAAAAUACAUUUCACAGACACUCUAUUGAAGAGUGUGUUUAGAAAUAUGGUCAAGCUAUAGAAAUAAGUGCACAAAAUGUGUUCAUGUAGAACUUCUUUGUGUAAAAUAAAUUUUGAUUGGUCAGUAAAUUCUUACAGUUUGGAUACUUUGAUUCCAUUUUUGGUCACAAUCAUACCCAAAAUGCUGCACAGGUUGUUUGUUAUUAAUCUAACCUUUAUUUGAACAAAUGACUAGGUUUCCAAACAACACUCCAGACAAGUGGAUUUUACUCUACGUGUUUUAAAAAAAACUGUAAAAGCAAGCACCUUUUCAAAAAGAUUUUAGGUUAUCUGUGAAAUGUAUUUUUCUUGACAUUUAUAUGUGUAUGUGUUGAGACUUAAUUAAUGGAAUAAAAUGCUUAAUCAGUAUCUAUUUGCCUGUCAUUUCCAACCAUGAGGGAAAGAGAAAAAUUUGGGCACUCCCAUCAGCUGUCCAGCUCUGUCUUAGCAUUUCCCUUUUUAACAGAUGGAUAUAUGUUAGCUGCAUAUUAGCUUUUGGCUAACACUGACAAAGUUUAACAAUUUUCUUUCCUGGAGAUGAAAGGCAAACUGAAAAGUUUUAAAGUUUGUUGUUGUUUUCUUUUGUAAAUUAUAUCUAUUCUUAAAACAUCAUCUUUAAAAUACAACUCUACAUGUACUAACACUUCUUAUUUUAUCAAGUGAAAAUGUACAACUUCACAGUUUAUUAUUAUUCAGUUUUACAGGCCUUCAUUUGAAAUUAUCAUCUGUGUUUUCUGUUCACUGAAUAUGAGGCAGAGGUUUGUUGCUGGGUCAGUGUCUCUGAGAAAGUUUUACAAAAUGUCCUUCUUGUAUAAAUAUAAAUGUAUCAGGCUUUAAUAGAUCUAUUUUUGCAUUGUAUUUGUUGUGACAAGAUGCUACUUGUUAGCAUGAUGUAAACAAACACCUCUGUCUGUUCAUCAUCUCUUCUCUCUCUCUCUCUCUCUUUUUUUUUUUUUUAAAUUGCACA
Lates calcarifer (barramundi perch) is the source of this 3479-nucleotide messenger RNA. RefSeq names its product potassium channel, subfamily K, member 12 like (gene kcnk12l). Gene Ontology annotation, molecular function: potassium ion leak channel activity. The coding region runs from base 1 to 1176 and encodes 391 amino acids. Lineage: Eukaryota; Metazoa; Chordata; Actinopteri; Centropomidae. Gene Ontology annotation, biological process: potassium ion transmembrane transport; stabilization of membrane potential. Gene Ontology annotation, cellular component: membrane. The record is from RefSeq and is a predicted model, not a curated record. The transcript has 3 exons.